Fusarium venenatum is the source of this 1077-nucleotide messenger RNA. RefSeq lists its product as uncharacterized. The record is from RefSeq and is a predicted model, not a curated record. NCBI's taxonomy places the organism in Eukaryota, Fungi, Ascomycota, Sordariomycetes, Hypocreales, Nectriaceae.
AUGAACGUCUCCCCGCCUGUGGCCCUAGGCGCAUUUGAUGCCUCUAUAGAAUUUGGGCAAUCCUUCAGCCAAUGCUCUCCGACAGUACAAGCCGACAUCAUUUCAUUCAUGGCACACAUCCAAGAGAACGAGCCGCCUAAAGAUUUAGUAUCACGCCGUUUGAUCGAUGAGAAGCUCGACUUCAUCCAACAGAUUCUCGACCAAGUACCGCCAAAGGAGAGUCUGGUCCUUAAAAGCAUUCAUUUCGCAGUCCUGCUGCACAUGCCCAAGACCUGCUUGGAGUGCUAUGCCAACCACGUUGAACUGGACCUCGGGUCAGUCCUUUUGGACAUUGAGAAUCUAGUACAGCGGAGAUUCAGCGACCUCAAGGCCCGUCCUAUAAUUCCAUCGCCAGAAUCACAGAAAUGUCACGAAUACGAUAACAAGCUGUGCAUCAUAACUGGCUUUGGCGGCAGUGCACCCUACAACAUCUUUGCUUUCAACCCAAAUGCAGAGCUUGCCAGUCGAUAUCCCUACAAUUUCCAACUUAUAGAGCAACUUCUUGGUUUUUACCAUCCCCCGCCCGACCCAUUCUACCCGUGUGGUCUGGAUCGAUUGCAGGAAGAACUUCGGACACCAAAUUCGUACUGGAACAUGAUCACUAUGAGCCCCAAUCUCGGUCAAAUGUGGGCAUCUGGCUUGUUCGCAUUGAAAUGGAUAACGAACCGGGAGAUCUUUGACAGUUCUCAUCUGAGGACUGGAAAAUCCAGAAUCAAACUCCAUUUUGUGUGGAUGCCUUGCAAUUCUCACAGGCGACGACAAUCCAGUAUUUUGCAGCUCGAAGAAGCCUAUAACCUGGUAGCAGAACUACAACACCAGUGGGGCAGGGAAGCACCGCCAUUCGCCUGCACGAUACCCGACUGCUCUGACUGCAAGUCGACAAAGGCAUUCUCUGCUCACAAUUGUGACACUGGGCGCCCAAUUCGAAGCGGUGACAUAUUCUAUAUCAUUCGCGAUACUGUAGAUUUGCUACCUUGUCGGUUUGCGUUUGACAUACAAUGGGCUCUUUCAUAUGCAUAUGCGGUUUCUGGGCAGUGA